This is a messenger RNA of Xyrauchen texanus (razorback sucker), 2528 nucleotides long. RefSeq names its product quinoid dihydropteridine reductase b, tandem duplicate 1 (gene qdprb.1). Gene Ontology annotation, molecular function: NADH binding; NADPH binding; 6,7-dihydropteridine reductase activity. The transcript is spliced from 7 exons. Lineage: Eukaryota; Metazoa; Chordata; Actinopteri; Cypriniformes; Catostomidae. Bases 39 to 758 code for a protein of 239 amino acids. Gene Ontology annotation, cellular component: cytoplasm. Gene Ontology annotation, biological process: tetrahydrobiopterin biosynthetic process; L-phenylalanine catabolic process. The record is from RefSeq and is a predicted model, not a curated record.
AGAAGAAGAAGAAGAAGAAGAAGAAGAAGAAGAACAGUAUGGCAGCAACAGAUGCCUGUAAAGUGAUUGUUUACGGAGGGAAGGGGGCUCUGGGAUCAGCAUGUGUGCAAUACUUUAAAGCUAAAAACUGGUGGGUUGCUUCAAUUGAUCUUAAUGCAAAUGAAGAUGCCAAUGCCAACGUCACUGUUAAGAUGACCGAAUCCUUCACCGAGCAAGCCAGCCAGGUGACAGCUGAUGUUGGUGAGCUGUUAGGUGAAGGGAAGGUUGAUGCCAUCUUGUGUGUGGCUGGAGGCUGGGCAGGGGGCAGUGCCAAGGCCAAAACUCUGUAUAAGAACGCUGAUCUAAUGUGGAAACAGAGUGUGUGGACUUCCAUGAUUUGCAGUCACCUAGCAACCAAACACCUGAGAGAGGGGGGUCUGCUUACACUGGCAGGGGCUAAAGCAGCACUGGGUCCGACAACAGGAUACAUUGGUUAUGGUAUGGCUAAGGCAGCAGUACAUCAGUUGUGUCAGAGUCUGAGUGGGGCAGAUAGUGGUCUUCCCCCAGGAUCUGCUGCAAUUGCAAUACUUCCAGUAACUUUAGACACGCCCAUGAACAGGAAGUUCAUGCCAGAUGGUGAUGUCACUUCCUGGACACCGCUAGAGUACAUAACCGAGCUGUUCUACAAGUGGACUACAGGAGAGGACAGACCUCCUUCAGGUACUUUGAUGCAGCUCAUUACAGCGGGCGGAAAGACGGAAGCUACACAAUUGUUAUAAUCAAUAUAAUGUGCGUGCAAUCAAAACAUUCAAGCCAAUUACCAUUUACAGUCAUUACUUUAGUUCUACUUCAUCUUAAUGCCUUAUUGUUUACUUGUAAAUGCCAUGUCCACAAAUACUGUACAUUCUGUCCCUUAUAAAUACGGUAAAUACAUAUAAAUGUUGAACAGAUUGUUUGAAACACGUGAUAAAUAACAAUGAAACUAAUUGUUUUACUCUGAUUUCUUUUUUACACCUACUUCAAUCCAAUGUCCUUUUGCCAAUCACACUGACUGUUUCUCACCAUUGGAGGGCGCUGAUGGUUAAUUUAAUAAUUCAAAAAUGUGACCAUGGCAUGUACAGCCUGGAAUAGUGAGUCAGCGUUGAGAAAUGCUGCAUUCUAAAAGUAAUGUAGCAUUUUAGGUUGACUAUUAAACGUUCAUUUUCAGAUGGCUCAGUAUGAGCCCUGUUUUCUGUUUGUGAAUUGGGCUUUAUUGUAACAAAGUAUCCUAAGUAGAAUAAGUUGUUACAGAAAUUAGCUUGAAAAGUGAGUUUUCAUAAAAUAAGUCUUUAAUUGUGAGUUAUUUAGAUUAAAUGGGAAAAGGUAAUUGGAUUCUAGAAAUUAGAAAGCCACUAGAAAAUAUCAAUCACCUAACAACAUAAAGAAAUAUGCGUUAUUUAUAGACUAACUAUAUAAAAUGAUUUCCACAUUAUUAGAACACUACCCGACAAAUACACUAUUGUAAUCCCCCAUUAUUGUAAUACAUAUUAUUAAUUUUUCAGUAUUUCCAAAAUAAUAAAAUUGCCAUUUUUAACACAAACACCAACAGUACAUAAAGUGUAAAACUGGUAAUUGGUAAGGGCUUUCUCUUUUUAGCAUUUUAAACCGUCUUCAACACUUGCCUGACAACAUUGUUGAGUUCCCACUAAGUCACUGUACAAAUGACAUGUACAGAGAUGCCUGUUGCAUUGCAUACUGUCAUAUCAUGAGAAAAUAUUUAUAUUUCAUUAAAUUUAUUAUUCUAGGAAGGAAUUUUUUGUGUAAGUAUGUUUUUAAUUGAAAUAUAAUGUGUGCUUUUGAAUGUGAAUUAAAGCGUCUUUACACAACCAAGUUAAAGCUGCUGUGAGCCUGCUCAACAUUUUUUAAAAAGAUGCAUAAAAGCCAGACAAAAUAAUGCCUGCUCUGACCCACCUCAGCGCCUAGUAUCAAAAGCAGUUAUGCUGCUUUGGUUCUGUGUAACUAAAAUGCAGCAUCUGAGCAGCUUUAAAUUUUGUUGUAGUCAUUGUAGAGCAUAUAUUACAUAAUUUAUGGUUUCAUAUUUAAAAGAAUCAUAUCUUUUUAUAUUUCACAUAUCACUUCAGGUACAGUUUAUUUGCAGUGUAAAGAUGGCUGUAAAUGUGUCCUCAUGCAGGAGACACUUCUUUAAAUCUUAUUAUUCAUUAAUAUUAAUAUUCAGUUUGACAGCCAGGAUUUGGUUCAUGGCCAGAAUGAACAAGACAUAGCUGUAAAUGUAUGGCCUUGUAGUUUUUAGAAUUAUUUUUAAAAAGUCACAAAUCAGUGAAAAGAGUCAGAGACUGUUGAGUGGCAUAAAACGGGAGGUCAACAAGGAGAUAAUUAUGCUUUCAGAUGAUAGCUUGACCUCUGUGUAUAAAAUGCCUCUGUCUCUGCAAUCAUCCCUCUGUACAUUGCUUUAAUGUACAUACAUUGAUGACUUCUCACUCUUAUUGCUGCCUUGGCAUAUGAUGUGUUAGGAUACAGUGUCAAGAUGUUACAUGAGUAUUAGGUGAGUG